AUUUCACUCGUUAUCCAACUUCAAAGAUUAUCAGUGCCUGUUAUAAUGUUAGGUUAUGUAUGUCGUUUGAGGUUAAUUACCGGAUACCUACAGUAAUUUUUGUAUUGUUCAAUGUAUAACUUUUCAUUUGCAUCAUUGAAGCCUACAAUUCGAAAUUGCUGAUAUUUCGUGAAGUUUGGCGGUAUUCCGAUACUGAGUUAAACCAGUUACACAAAAGUAUAUUUUGCAAUGAAACCGAACACCGAGCGAUGCAGUUACAUCAAUUGUGGUAAACAACGGCUUGGACAAGAAUUUCACUAUCUGCCGCUGAAAAAUUCGAGCCUUUGUGUGAAGUGGUUAAUUAACAGUGGCCGGGAGGAUCUGCUUACUCAUGAAACUCCUGCAUUAGAGUCGUUGAAACUUGCUAUUUGUAGCGACCAUUUCCACGAUGAUGACUAUCUCCUAGAAGGAGCUUUGAAAGACGACGCAGUUCCGAUUCAAUACUGGGAUCUUGGCUACUCUAUUGAAAUUGGCGGAUUGAAAGAUGCUAACCAGGUUGAUCAGCAGCCACAGAAUGACAGCAUUGAGAACGGCACAACUACCGGAUCCGAAACUGAUUCCAAUACGGGAUCGGACAAUGAAUUCCGAACUCAAUUGGGCAAUGAAAUCGAGGCUUUAUUAAACUCUGUCCAAAAUUUUCAUGGUCAGUCAGCAGGUAGUGAAAAUCUGGAUUUCGAGCACUCGAUAAAAAAUUUGUACACAAAACUGAGGUCAAAAUCUGUUGGAUAUAAUGAUGAUAGAAACCACCUGACAUCGACGAGUGAUUUGAUGAAAUUCAAGAGAGCUAUCAAAAACGUAUGUAGAACGUGUGCAAGGAAGAAAAUUAAUCUAGUCAGUAUAGGUGACGAAACGACACGCUCUCCCAACAGUAUAUUAACGAAAUUAAAACUGCUUAUAGAAAUUAAAAACAGCGAUAAAUUGCCGAAAAAAAUAUGCCACGAAUGUCUUGCAAAACUAGAACAGUCCUACAAAUUUUUUCAACAAAUAUACAGAGCGGAUAGUACUCUACGCGGUAUGCUAUCUAAAUACAAACAAGAAAGCGAAUCACUUCCUAACAGUCAUAAUAAAUACAACGGUGAUCUAGCUCGUUCUCAAAAUCCUAAUACUCCAGAUAAACUCGAUAAUAAGGCACAGAAGUUUAGUUUGAAAGUAAAUGAUCUACAGUUUAAAAAUAAUUUGAAAACAACAUGGAUGGAUAAUGAAGUUGCUAAAUUUGAUGAGAUUAUGAAGAACAACGAUAAUAUCCUGGAAAAAAUUAGUAUGAAUAGCGAGAUUUAUUCAAGUGAAAAUACUGAGAAUACUGUGAGCUACUUGCUGUCAGACUGUAGUAACAAUGAUGCUGCAUUGAACUGGCUCGACGUUAUGGGUACAAUAAAGAAGGAACCUAAACCAAACGCAUCAAAAUCUAGUACAGCUGUAGAGAUAUCACCAGUUGCUGCUUUUCAAAUUCAAUGCAAACAUUGCAAUCGUACUUUCAAAUUACGACGACAAUUGAAAACCCAUAUAGCAAUGAAUCAUACUUCGUCGAUCAACUAUACGUGUGAACAUUGCAAUGUUUCCUGCACGAGUGAAAAAUCCUUGUCAGAACAUUAUGUUCAGGUUCAUACUGGACAAAGAUACACUUGUAAUAAUUGCGAUAGUACAUUCUCAAAGAAAAAUGAGUUACAGUCACACAUCGAGCAAUUCCACUCAAGAAAAGCAAUAAUACCGGAAAAGAAUAGUUGCACGAAUUCACAUUUGGAUCAAACAUUUGCCUGUGACGAUUGUGAGAAAACUUUUUCCUCCAAGAAGACUCUUUGUAACCAUAUUCACAGACUACAUCCACCUUUUGCUUAUACUUGCACAAUUUGCAACAGUGUGAUGUAUAGCGAGGCUGCUACUUAUAAACACAUGACAACUCACGAUAAAGCCCCGCUAUUUCCAUGCCAUGAUUGUGGAAGAAUGUUUUACAGCACCAAGAAAUUGGAGAAGCAUAAAGGUAUACAUAAUAAAGAUACGGGGAAUAAAAGGAAAAGGGUCUGGUUUCAUUGUCAGCUGUGUGAUGCUUCAUAUACAAUAGCUGAUGAAUUAAUUAAUCACAUAGAAUCUCAUUCAUCAGAGGACUGGGAAAAGUAUAGAACUAAAAUUUUAUAUUGCGGUGAAUGUGAUGCCAAAUUAAUAGGUAAGGAAAAGUUCCGAAUUCAUAAAAUGAAGUAUCACCUUAGCAAAAGGGGUGAUUUUAUUUGUUUACUUUGCGAUAGAGUUACUGAAAAUUUUCAAUCAUUAGGGGAGUAUGAAAAACAUAUCAAAUCGCAUUCUAAUCAACUUCAACACUUGCUUUCCAAAAAUUUCAAGUGUGAGCAUUGUCGAAAGGCUUUCAAAUCAAAUUCUGAUCGAAUAAAUCACAUAGAUUCAUAUCAUUCCGAUGUUAUGCAUUCGUGUCCCAUUUGCAACCUUAAAAUAAAACGUGAAGAUCAUCUGAGAAAUCAUAUUGCCACUGUUCACAAUUCCAACAGACAAAGUUCAAGUAAAGCGCAAAACUUUUCAGAAGAAAAAUGUUUGAGUUUUGAAAACCAGAGGAGCGAUCAUUAUGAAGAAGAUCAAGAACCGUUUAAAAAUUUGGAGAAAUUAUUUCCUUGGGCCCAAAGAUAUUCAUGUGACCAUUGCAGUAUGAAAUUCUAUUACAUGCACAAACUACGGCAGCAUCUUCUCAGUGAACACGGAGAUGAAGAGAAUGCAGCAAUUAUUCGAACAUUAGAGAAUUAUAGAAAAUUUAAAUGUACAGAGUGUGAGGCAACUUUUAAACAUAAGAGCGGCCUAGAUACACAUAUGAAAGGAAUUCACUCCGCCACAGAACACACGUGUUCUAUUUGUGGACUUAAAUUGAAAUUAGAAAGGGACUUGAGUGAACAUUUGCUUACGCAUGAUAAAGAUAUGCAACUGCACAAAUGCCAAUACUGUGAAAAACAAUUUGAACAUAAGGAAGAUAGAAUAAAUCACGAAGAUAAUCACCAUGCAAAACGGUUUAAAAGUGAUUCAUUCAGCUGUGAUGGUGAAUAAAUAAUCUAAUUCUAAUGCUUAUUGCAUCAAUUUCGUUCAGAGCUUAGCACUAAUAUAAUUGGAAUAUUGAUUGACUGGCUAUAUAUUCAAUUAAUUGAGAUCAGUUACCAUAUAUCUUCCUAUGUAUUGGUAAUAUUACAUUAUUUUGAAUUGCUUAGGUUUAAAAAAAAAAUGAUGGUAUUUUCUAGAUAUUGUAUAACGUAAUUUAAAAAUAAUUCAUUUGUAUAUAGAUGCCACAGAAUGUUUCCAAAAUUAUAUCAGCAAUGUCGGCGGUAAUUUUCACAAUAUGAGGAAUUAGAUAAAAAAAAAAAAUACUAAAUGAUGAUAUGGGAAUGAGACGUAUCAAUAAGACUGGUAUUUGUCAUUUUCAAUUCGUACACCAUUACUAUUACCAGUUUGCAAAAUGAAAUUCAUUUGAUUCAUCAAUUUCUCUCAAGCACUUUUUCCUGCUUAAUUUUUAUUAUCUGUGUGUAAUAUAUGCAUUUUCUAUAUAUAUAAUAGUUCCACUAUUGAUGUAUUAUAUAUUCGAAUUGCUGUCUAUUGACGAAACCAAGAGACCCGAAACAAAUAUCACUAUACAAAUGAACCUUUGAUUUAACCCAAACAGUUCAGAAAAGUUAAGGAUAAAAAAUGUUUUUAUGUAUUCAUUUUAUAACUGUCAUAUAUUCAGCAUUUUGGGGUAUUGACAAAAAUACAAGUUUUUUAAAUCA
This is a messenger RNA of Diprion similis, 3788 nucleotides long. RefSeq names its product PR domain zinc finger protein 5-like. Gene Ontology annotation, cellular component: nucleus. NCBI's taxonomy places the organism in Eukaryota, Metazoa, Arthropoda, Insecta, Hymenoptera, Diprionidae. The transcript has 2 exons. Gene Ontology annotation, biological process: regulation of transcription by RNA polymerase II. Gene Ontology annotation, molecular function: zinc ion binding; DNA-binding transcription factor activity, RNA polymerase II-specific; RNA polymerase II transcription regulatory region sequence-specific DNA binding. The record is from RefSeq and is a predicted model, not a curated record. Bases 229 to 3078 code for a protein of 949 amino acids.